Messenger RNA from Pseudozyma flocculosa PF-1, 1869 nucleotides. RefSeq lists its product as uncharacterized. The record is from RefSeq and is a predicted model, not a curated record. NCBI's taxonomy places the organism in Eukaryota, Fungi, Basidiomycota, Ustilaginomycetes, Ustilaginales, Ustilaginaceae. The transcript has 2 exons. Bases 1 to 1869 code for a protein of 622 amino acids.
AUGGAGCUCAAGAUCCUGAGCGCCACCUCGCCCGACCUCUUCCUCCAGCCCAGACCGCGCUCCUCGCCAUCCCAGGACGACCACGAGCGCGAUCCCUCGGCCUACCUCCAGGUCAUCAUCCAGCUCAGCAUACCAAAGGACUCGACACCCCCCGCAAAGCUCCUCUCGCUCAACGUCUCGCUCGUCGGAUACGAGAGCAUCGGCUUCCCGCGCGGCGGUUUCGAGCAGAACCAGCCCUACUGCAGCAAGGUCGCCAUCCCCGAGGCCGCCGACCUCAGGCUCGAACCCGGCUCCCUCUACCAGUUCGAGACCACCUUCGCCGUCGACCACAACACCGCUCCCUACCAGCGCGGAAAGUAUGGCAGGCACCACCAAAAGGUCCACGUAAAGGCCACCUUUCCGGGCCUCUUUGGCAAAAAGACGCUCGACGCCGAGCGCAACUUCUUCUUCAUUCAGACCGUCAUGCAGUCCGGAUCCCUCCCCUACUACUACGUCCACCGCAGCGCCGCAGACGCCCUCGGCCCCAUCUUCUUUGGCGUCCGCACACAGCACCUCACCGUCGGCGGCUACCUUCGCAUCACCUUCAGCCUCGCCUCGGCCAGCCCGACGGUGCGCCUGCACAGCCUCAAGCUCGCCCUGCUCCAGCAGACGACGCUCAAGUCGCGCGUCAGGCGCAACUACGCCGAGCAGCCUCCGCUCGAGCGCUUCCCCUUUUUCGAGGCUGGCGACGAGGAGCUGGGCGCCUGCAUCACCGCGCCCACCGCGGACGGCUCACCCGACGGCCAGGACGCCACCCUGCGCGAGGGCAACUGGAUCGCCAGGCUGCCGUCCGACUCCGAGGCGCGGGCGUCGUCGCUGCCCGGCGGCGACGUGGCAAUCCACAUGGCCCACGCCCUCGAGCUCGUCAUCCAGUACUCGGAUCCGACGGUGCACGACGGCGAGGUGCAGACCUACCGCGCCUCGUGGGGCCUCAUCCUGCCCUCGUGCGCGUGCCGGUGGCAGUCGAUGCGGCUGCCCUCGUACACGACCCACGACUCGAACCCGGUGCCCAAGACGUCGCGCGACUUUUGGACGGGCCGCAACGAGCACGAGUCGCACAGCCAGUGCGUCUGCGGCGAGACGCUCGAGACGCUGCUCCAGUUUGAGGAGGAGGCGAAAAAGGCAAAGGAGCCCGAGGCCGAGAGCGAAAUCUGGAGGCAGAUGCUCGACAUGCGCCUCCAGCAGCGCCUGGCCAUGGCCGCCAGGGGGAGAAACGGCGGCCGGAGCGUCAGCAACUCUCCCGCCGUGUCGCGGGACAUUUCGCGGCGCAACUCGCACGAGGACGUGCGGCCGUCGUCGUCGUCGUCGUCGCAGCCGGGCACACCGUCGGGUGGCGCUGCUGGCACUGCUGGCGGGGAGCAGCGCGGACGGACGGGCAGCCGGCUGGUGGACCAGGUGCGGCUGGGCCUGCUCGACGACGAGGACGAGCUCGAGUUUGAGCUGCAGGCGCGCGAGCUGCUCGAGGGCCUCGAGGGACAGCAGUGGCAGCGCGAGUGGGACCGUCUGCAGGAGCAGAGGCAGCGCCGGGCAAAGGCGCGCAACGAGUACAUCAACCUCGCAAACGCCCGCGCCGCCCAGGACGCCGCCGGCAGCGGCCCCGCGUCGAGCGAUGGCGGGGGCGUGGGUGGGGGCGGCGCAUCGGCGGCGACAGCGACGACGGCUCCAUCCGACCCGUCGGCGGCUGGUUCCACGACCGCGACGGCGAUACAGCAGCAGCAGCAGCCGCAGCAGCAUCAACAAGCGCAAAAGAGCACCGGUACCACCUCGUCGCCCGCCCUACGCUUCUUUCAGAUGCGCAGCGGAUCCAGCCACAGCAACUCUUCGCGGUAG